Molecule: messenger RNA, 4364 nt
Organism: Syngnathoides biaculeatus (alligator pipefish)
Lineage: Eukaryota; Metazoa; Chordata; Actinopteri; Syngnathiformes; Syngnathidae
Product: suppressor of cytokine signaling 1-like
Exons: 4
Coding region: 967-1743 (258 amino acids)
Biological process (GO): phosphatidylinositol phosphate biosynthetic process
Cellular component (GO): phosphatidylinositol 3-kinase complex
Molecular function (GO): 1-phosphatidylinositol-3-kinase regulator activity
Source: RefSeq, a predicted model, not a curated record
AGAGAGAAAAAUCUGAUACUUUCAGAAAAUGAUAUUCUGGACUUAAAAUUUUUCAAUUAUAUUAAACCUGUUGCAAAUUUGCAACCCCUGCCUGGAAAGGGUUUUAAUAUACAUCUAAUCUGGGAAGAAUAAAAUGGAAUACGGUUACCUAUGGUUUGCUCAAUAAUUUAUAUUUUGGGGGCAUAUUGUUUAAUUUGUGCUCUUGCAGGCUCUGUUGUCAGUUUGUGAUUAUUUUAUCAGUAUUUUUACACCUGAGCCCCCCUGCCAUGUACAACCACAACAUAAUUUUAUAAGAGCUUUUAUAAUACCGUUACCAGAAAGAGCUAUAUAAUUUACAAUAAAAAAAAAAUGUUUACUUUAUUAUGUUUCACUGGAAUUUUUGGUUUGCUUUUAGUUCGGUAAAAGUUGAAUCAGUCCCGGUACUUCUUCUUUACUCAUCUUUGUUAUGAUGAGUUAUGUUGUGUUAGUAAGUUAUUAUGAUGAUCAGCUUUCUGAUACCUUUUUUUCUUUUUUUUUACCUUUUUUUAAUAUUGUCCUUUUUUUUUUUUAAAGCUUUUGCUCCCGUCGACUUGUCUGUCGCCCAUUUCCCGUGCUUGCCCUUCAAAAUAAGAUCCAGCAAGCGAAGACAGGAAAGCGAAAGUUAACGCUGCUGCGUUACUUGCAAGUCACGUGAUUUAGCGUAAAACUCGAGGAACGGCGGUGGCUCCUCCUCCUCCUCGACCUCCUCCUCGACCUCCUCCCGAAUGUGUUAAAGCGAAACUAAAACAUGUUUCCAGUGCGGUCGAGUUGCAGUCCGCGGCAUCUAUCUGCAAAACUGCUUUACGUGGCCUACCGCCAAACUCGCGGCUUCCUGACGCGAGCUUUCCUCGUUCGAUGUGGACCGCGAGCGCCAUGGCGUCACAAAGCGGCCGCAGCAGUUGAUGGCGCCCGGAACCGAGGUCCUGCCGGCAGCGGACGGGGUAGAAAAUGGUGCAAUAUGCGGGCGUCCAGUACAGGUAUCCCGUUAAAAGGAUGGUUAGAGAGAAGCCGGACAGGACAGAGAAAAAGAAAAAGGAUGUAAAACAACCGAACACGAGUCCAGAUCCUGACGAGCCCGCGACACCUCAACAAGUCCAGCGUUCGGGACAAAAGAACCAGGACGCUACGGAGGGGCGGCCGGACGCGCUGCACUGCAGCCACCUGCACAGUCUGCACAGUGUGCACCUCUCAGACGAACAACUUGAAACCUGGUCUAAGAGGGGACCGGAAGCCGCCAACUUGCCCACUCACCUCCGCCCGUUCAGCAGCCCGGAAGAGUACAAACUGGUCAAGCGGACCCACCAGGAGCUCCAGCACAGCUCCUACUACUGGGGAGCGAUGACCAUGGAGGAAGCGCACCGAAUUCUUACGCUGGCGUCACCGGGCACGUUCCUCAUCAGGGACAGCGGUCAGCCGGACGUGUUCUUCACCCUCAGCUACCACAGCGACGACGGGCCGAUGAGCAUCCGCGUGGUGCUCCGGAAGCUCCUCUUCAGUCUCUGCGGGAGCCAAAAGACUUUCCCCUCCCUCUUCGACCUGCUGGCUCACUACAGCGGCCCGUCGUGCAAACUGACCACGCCGUACCGCAGGCAGCGGCCCGAGCGCCUCAUGCAGAUCUGCCGGAGGGCGCUGGUGCGCACGUACGGCGCCGAGAACAUAAGAAACUUAACUGGGCUCAGUUCUGAGGUCAAAGACUACAUUCACGCCUAUCCUCACGCCAUAUAGUAGAAAUAUUCACAGCGCUUUCGUGUCAAAUUUCAGGAUGAAUUUAAAAAAUGAACUAAAGCAAAGCCUCAAUUAUUGCGGGGUUACGUGCUAGACCGGUUUUGGCAAACUUUCGGCCAGGGGGACCGAAUCCGGCCCACGAGAGGGUACAAUCUGGCUCGGAGAGGGACUUCGACAGUGCAAAAUUGAAAUUGUGGUUCGGUGGAAUCAAGAUAAUUUUGAGAAUUAUGACGUUUUUCUGCUUUAAAAUACAGUCAAUGUGACGAUGUAUAAGGCGGACUUGACAAUUGGAAAAAAAAAAUUUCAGAUUGUUUUGUGAAACUACACACAAGAAAAUAAUUACAACCAAAUUCAGUGGUGCCUCGGUUCUCGACCGCAAUCCUUUCCAGAAGGCCGGUUGAAAAGUUGAAACGUUCGAAAUCCAAAGCGCGUUUUCCCAUUUCAAUUAAUGGAAAAUGAAAUAAUUAGUUCCAAGCCUAAAAAAAAUGUUAAUAUUACUGCACUUUAGAGGUCAUUUCACUUUUCUUAUUAUGCCAUCAAAUCCAAUUACAGUGAUGCCUCCGUUCUCGACCACAAUCCGGCCUAGAAAACGGUUCGAGAAGUGAUUUGUUCAAAAACCGAAUCGAUGUAUCCCAUUACAAUGAAUGAAAAAAGAAAUAAUGCGUUCCAAGCCUAAAAAAAAACAGGCUUUCAAAGCAAUUAAAUAAUGUAAGAAAUAUAUUUAUUUUUUUGCUUAAAAUGUCUGCUUUAGUAGUAGAGUUUGCUAGGCUGAGUGUGCAUGGCCGUAUCUGUAUCUAUUGUAAACCUUUUUUUUUUUAUGAACAAAAGUGCAGAAUAACUUUAAACACGCAAUAAUGAGGGGGAAAAAAACAGACAAAUUGUUUUUUUAUUUGCACAGAAAGUAACGUGCAAAAAAUAGCUCAGAAACACGCACACCAGAUUCGUGCUCGGCUAUCAAAUCCUUCUUGAAGUCAACAGUUUUACGCGCCACUUUCCUUUUUUCAGCACUCGCAGUUCCACUUGCCUUCUUUGGAGGCAUGAUCGGGGGUUACUAUUUCUCAAAAAGUCACGUCCUAUUGGAUCUUUUCUAGUCUGAUAAAUGCGAAUAAUAUUAAUGCAUCAAAACGACACGGGAAAGUCACUCGACCUCACACAACGACCUCUUUUUGGCAUCCCGGCCGUGGCGGCCAUGUUGGGAAGAAAAAACUCCGCACAACUCAUCGUAAAAACUGAUUUUGUGCAUUUUAGUAAUCGUCCGGUACCGUCUCUGCAAUGUGGAUAUUUCAGAUCACUUGUAACUUGAGAAAGAAAGAAAAAAUGUGAGAUUGUAGAACACACACAGCAACAUCAGAAUUUGCAUUUUAUUUUUUUGUGUAUUUAUUUUUUGUAAUUGAUGUUCAUGCUCUGGUAAAGAAAAUCAGGAGUUGCUGACUUGACUCGGUAUCAGAGUAAUUAUUUAUCUGUGUACUCAAUUUUUUUAGGAAGAUUACUUUGUGACUUUUACUCACUUGAGUAUUGUAGGAUAUAACAUGUCGAUUGCGCUGAAGCAUCUUUUUAUGCUCAUUAUUAGAUCAGCCGGUGUGUUUGUCGUACUGGUCUUUUGUGUUUUCGCCUUGAGGCGGUCCCGAUUGCGGUCUCGGCGGAACCACCGAGAACACCUGACAUUGGCGACAAGAGUCGAUCCAUUCGCGCAUCUUGUAAUAAUUAGUAAAUGUGCCUCCAAUGAAUUAAAUUAUUUCACCGAUGUCAAUGUUGAACGUAUGAAGCGACGUUAGGGAUUAUGUCACAGUUUCCCAUUCAGAAAUGUUAAAAUCUUUUAAAAGGUUUUAGCGCUUCACGCAACAGCCAAUAAAUGGUAGUCAUUGCCGCGGGGCAGUUUGAAGGAAGCGCGGCUGCCAUUGCGCGCCCACGGCCCCUCCGACCUCCACCAAACAUCCAACCGCAUUCGUUCCAGGGCAAUGUUGAAUUAAGUGCCUUGCCCAGGGACAGAACGAUGGAAUACAAAUGUAAAUGACAAUACAGAUAAGAAGCAGAAACAGCACGUCAUGCACAUCAAACAAAAAUAUUUCACUCCGCAGAUCCAAAUAAUUUGUAAACAAAUAAUUUGAGAUGUUUCUUAAAGGUCAAGUGUCAUGAAAUGGAUGUUUUUUAGUAUGUUAUUAAUGAAAAAAAACGGCAGCCGGUAUGGACACAUCUGUUUUUUUUUUUUUCACCACAAAACACGAUUUUGACGUAUACGGCUUUUUGUAACUCGUGCUGUGAAAAUUCUCUCGAGGAAUUUUUUUCCAAGAAGCAGGAAGUGACGUAAGGCGCUGGAACGCCCUCCAGCGGACUCGUUUGUUUCUAUUAGUUUUACCUGUGGGAAGGUAAAUUGAAGUGAAUAAUCUUAUAUGUAUUUUUCAUUGCAAUAUCUAUUUUAGAACGUUUAUAUGGAUGACACUUGCAUUUUAACGCUCUUGAAAUGGAAAAAAAAGGCUGAUGCCAUUUUUUUCCACCAGGGGCAGUAAAACAUAAUAUUGGCACAUCUCUAGAAAUUAAUUACCUACAAGGGUACUGGGACGCCAUGAUUGGUUUUCGAUGUUCACUUUGUCAAUAUAUGUGUUUAUUCAUAUUCAGUAAAU